ACUUAUUGAUUUUCCAUAGUGCGAUACCAUAGUUUGCAAUCCGCUUAAAUUUAAAAAAUAACUAUCUAAAACCAUUAAUUUUCGCGCUUCAGAAGAUACCGGUUUACUAGCUUACUGCAAAAAUUACGUGCUAAAUGAUGUUUUUGUGAGGCAUAUCUGUAAUUGCAUUUACGAUACUGUAUCGUAGAAUGCAGAUGUACAAAGCAAGCUUAACCAACAAACUGCCCAUUAAGUCUUGGCUCAAGUGAGAUUACUGUUAUAAUUAAGUAACUGUUUUCCAGCAAUCCUUUAGUACAUUCUACUUCUUGCUUUAUUAUCCGAACUGAUACGCUGACCAUAAAAUGUUAUUUGAACUUGGUUUUAGUCGAAAUUAAAACCAGUUGUCCUCUGUGUAGUAAUAAAUUAACAAAGCAUAUCAACAUUUGCUAUUUAAUCUGGCUCUACAUCAUUUAUUAAUCUGGCUCUACAAACUCAUUUUCACAUCGAUACGAGUGAUACUCGAAAACAUUCAGUAAUCAUGGACUGCUACAAAAUCUUGUCCUUAGAUCCAGAUGCACCGGUGAGUCGCAUUCAUGCUCAGUAUCGGCGACUUGCGGUCGCCGAACAUCCUGCAAGAGGCCAUACAGACCCUCAUGCUGCACGCAAAGCUUUUCGCGACCUGGGAGAAGCUUACGAUAUUUUGAGGAACUCGAUUUCCCGUAAAGUGUACGAUGAAUUUGGCUACGAUGGUCUCACUAACCGGUUCAACAGCUUACCGGACCAACCACAUGGCUAUCGCUAUCAUGGCGAUCCGAUGCGGACUUUUGAAGAGCACUUUGGUACAUCAAAUCCUUACGCCCACAUCUACGAACCCUUCGAUGCCGCUCAUGAUUACCAUUACUACCAAGCUAUAUUCCGGGCACGAGAAAAAGCGCAGUUGCCGCCUCUCAUCAUUGGCUUGGAUAUGACCCUUGAGGAAAUAUUCCACGGUAACAUUCGCGAAGUGGAAUUCAGUCGGAAUAUUUUACUACCAACAGGCGAUCUAGUGGAACAGGCCGUAAUUAAGGAUGUCAUCAUUCGGCCCGGAUGUCCUGACGGCACCCAAUUCAUCUUUCCUCAAGAAGGUCACCAGGCACGCAACUUUAUUUCCGCUGACGCUGUGGUGCAGAUCGAGCAACUGCCUCAUGAUCGAUUCUUUCGCGAUGGCGAUGAUCUGCGGAUUGAAAUCGAGGUUGACUUGUUAGUAGCACUGUGCGGAGGAGAUAUCAGUCUUAACAGUAUCGAUGACACCCCGGUUCGCAUCGAGGAGAUCGGUGUGAUUCGGCCAGGCAGUGCACGCAUGAUCCCUGGUAUGGGCAUGCCCCGUGUGGAUGAUGCGUCGCGCAGAGGAAAUCUCUACCUCGACUACAAAGUCGUUUUCCCCAAAGAUUUGGAUCUGGUUAGACGGGAGAUGAUUGCCAACGCUCUCAAGGAGCGAGCAGACAAAGCCCUUGUGCCCACGACUCUGAUCGGUGUCUCAGGUUAUACUCGAACCCCCACGUUGGUAGCCCCAAAAAGAAGAUACCAAGCCGCUGCUCGUGCAAAGACUAUCCAGCCGAUUCAGGAAGAAAAUCCUGCUAAUAGCGAUCAAAAUAAUUACGACUUUAUCACGGAAGAUAUCAAUGUUUCUCAAGAAUCGCUAUACUGAUCCACAUAUUCUGCAAAUGCGUCAACGGAAUUAUGACUUAAUGUACUUACAGAAAAGGCUCAGCGUACACCUAUCGCGCUUUAUCAUUUACACCUACAUGCGGCAUUUUUGGCGAUUAUUUUUAAUAGCAGGAUUUUUUGCCGGCUUUCCCGUAAUUAUGAGUUUCUUCACUUCUGAGAUAAAUCCACGCAAUUCCCUCUAAAUGCUUAAAAAUUAGAUAAAAUGCGCAUAAU
This is a messenger RNA of Paramacrobiotus metropolitanus, 1899 nucleotides long. Its product is annotated as dnaJ homolog subfamily B member 13-like. Gene Ontology annotation, molecular function: protein-folding chaperone binding. Bases 518 to 1666 code for a protein of 382 amino acids. Lineage: Eukaryota; Metazoa; Tardigrada; Eutardigrada; Parachela; Macrobiotidae. The transcript has 3 exons. Gene Ontology annotation, cellular component: cytosol. The record is from RefSeq and is a predicted model, not a curated record.